AUGGAAAACCAAAUACAAACGCAGCCGCAAAUCCACGAGAGCCGGAAGAGCUUUGGGACCAAAGUCGGCGAGUGCUUCAGGAGGAUGUUUUCGUGCUGUGCGGUGCGGGAUGAGGAGGAGGGUGAGGGGCCUAGGAAGGCGUUGGUCAUUAGCAGUCCGACAAACUUUCGCCGCGAAGAGAUAAACAUCCCGGGUUUGAACCCUGAGCAGGAACGCUUCGUCCGCGAAAAAGCCCUCCGCGACGCCGAGCAACUCUACGCCCGCCUGCAACCUCUCAACUCCUCCCCGAGCGGCAACUUCGCCGAACGCCCUCCCUCCGCCUACAACCACGCCCCCAACUUCCCGACUUUCGAACAGUUCACGCAACCGCGGAGCGGACCAUCGCCGCAUUCUUCCAAGAUCGAUCGUGUCAUGGCGCAUGGACGGAAGUUGAGCGAUAACUUCAAGAACUCGUUGGGUCCGGGCGGCGGUGGAGGGGGAUAUCAUGCGGUGGGGAGUCGGCAGGGGUCGGAUAGUGUUGAGAUGAGGGCGUUGAUGGAUCCGAGUCAGACUGCAGUUGGUGGGAGUCCGAGGCCUGGUAUUGGGGGCACGAGCAAGAUGAGUGAGGAUAGUUUGUCGAGGACCACGGUGACGGAGGAGAGCACUGGAGAUUUGGACGCGAAGAAGGGAGGGGAUACGAAGCUGUGA
Molecule: messenger RNA, 687 nt
Organism: Zasmidium cellare ATCC 36951
Lineage: Eukaryota; Fungi; Ascomycota; Dothideomycetes; Mycosphaerellales; Mycosphaerellaceae
Exons: 3
Coding region: 1-687 (228 amino acids)
Source: RefSeq, a predicted model, not a curated record